GCCCCGAGUGCCAGCUUAGUCUCUCCUGCAGCUCGCAGAACAUAAAGAUCCGGCUCACUCGCCUCUCCUGCAAUUUUACCUUUUCUGCAUUUUUUUGUUUGUUUUUCUUUUCUUGUUGCAACAGAUUGCGGGAGGCAGCACCAGUGGCUCCACUUUGAGGCUUGUCAAGGCUCAGCGCACGCAUACAAACACACACUCGCAACCCAGAGCAAAAACAUUUGCUCUCACCUGUCUCCAAACCCAAGCAAACAUCCCGUCCAAGCAAACUGCCAACACUUGGAACGAGAAGGCACCCGAGCCAGAGUUUAAUGUAAGGGGAAGAAAUUCAGUGUACACUGGCAACUUUUCUCUAAAAAGCAAGUGGCAAAAAGGAAGGAAAGGAGCGUUUUAAGAAGAGGACAACUUAAGGAAGAAGAUUUCAUUAUUUGGAUUUCACACCAAACUUUGGAAAAGUUUUUUUUUUUCUUUUAGUUUCUAUUCUGUGCACCUUCUUCUAAGAACAUUGAGACAUUGUUACCUGCAUGUAAAAGCUUUUACAGAUACACAUUUUUUUAAAAAACGAAGAAAACCAGCAGGAAGAAUAGUAUGUGGACCACCUAGCCAAAGGCACCACUGAAGCAUCCCUUGCGGCAAGGGGGACCCAGACUCUGGAUGUGUAUAAUUCCGAGGGACUGCAUUUUUUCCCCACCGGACUUAUGAGAUAGCGCAGAGGCAGGCGAGUCACCGAGAAUUACUUCUGUCUCCCCUCACCACCACCGCCACCUCCACGUCCUCUUCCAAGGGCUCCUGCGACUCUCCCACAUCCUCCCGGCUCGCAGGGGACAUGGGAACGCGCAGCGCCCUCGAUGCCUGAGGCCGGGCGGCCGCGGGGCUGUCUGCGGGAAGCGCUUCCCUCCCGGGGCUCGCCGUCCAUGUGCCCGCAGCCGGCGGGGCCUGGAGUCGGGAUGAAUUUCGGCGUGGUCUUCGCGUUCAUGCUCUCGCUGCCCCUGGCCCGCAUGGAGGGGGAUCCCAUACCUGAAGACAUUUAUGAGAUUUUGGGUGGCAGCUCAGUGCGCUCCAUCAGUGACCUCCAGCGUGCCCUGCAGAUAGACUCCGUAGAGCGGGACAGCUCGAGCCUGAGCCUGAAUGCAUCUCAGCCUGAUCAAAACCCUGUGGCCCUGUCUCGAGAGCGACGAAGCCUAGAUGCUCUGGCAGCAGCAGAGACAGCUGUCCUGGCGGAAUGCAAGACACGGGAGGUGGUCUUCGAAAUCUCCCGCAACAUGGUGGACAGCACCAAUGCCAACUUCGUGGUGUGGCCGCCCUGCGUGGAGGUGCAGCGCUGCUCCGGGUGUUGCAACAACCGCAACGUGCAGUGCCGCCCCACACAGAUCCGUGUCCGGCACGUCCAGGUGAACAAGAUCGAAUUUGUCCAGAGGAAGCCAAAAUUCACAAAAGUCGUUGUGCCUUUGGAGGACCAUGUGCAGUGUCGGUGUGAAGUCGUGUUCCGACCACCCCCCAGGAACAUCCGUCCAGGGCCACGUGAACAGAGACGCUUGUCCCCAGCGCUCACCACAGCCGCUGUCUCACAGAGGCGGCGAGUACGCCGGCCGCCGGCACAGAAGAGGAAACAUAAGAAGUACAAGCAUGUCAACGAUAAGAAAGUGCUGAAAGAAAUCCUCAUAGCAUAGAAGUGCUGGAAGGGGAGAGAGAGCACAAGGCAGGUUUAUUUAAUAUAUUUGCUGUAUAGCCCCCAUGGGGUCCUUGGAAUGAUAACUUUUCCUCUUUGUCCAUCUGCCUCGACGUCUGAUUCAGACGGCAAUUGGUGCUUCCUUUUCCAUCAGUGGACCUUCUCCCACCAAAGCCUCCCUUUCAUUUAUUAGCAUAAUUUUUAAGUUUUACACACACACACACACACACACACACACAAAAGGACAAGGAUGAUCUACAUAUAUAUAAUAUAUGAGAAAAGAACAAAGUACAAAUAAAACCGUGAAUGCCAACAGCCACAACUUGCGAAGAGAACAGGACAAUUCCUCCCCUGCCACGAAGGACAGGAUGGAAAAUGUGAAAAAGAAAGUGGGUCCAAUUUCUUCUGAGAGAAGGAGAAAAACAGAUGGACAGAGGCCGGAAGGGGAAUAUUCUCCCUUUCCCUCAUGCUUCUGGUAAGGCUGGAAGGGCCCAGCUGAGAUCUGCUCUUGCAUUGGACCUACCUUUUGGCAACAGGCAAAUCUCAGAUUGCGAGCGGAGACCAAUGAUGGAAAAUGCACUAAGAACUUUUACCACCCUACCUGGACAGAUAUAUAUUUUUAAUGUGCGUGUGUAUAUUUUUUUUUAAAAGAAAAACCAAAACCACUAAGGUAUACAACAUCUCGGGGAACACAACAAACAAGCAAAGAAACAAAA
This is a messenger RNA of Taeniopygia guttata (zebra finch), 2382 nucleotides long. Lineage: Eukaryota; Metazoa; Chordata; Aves; Passeriformes; Estrildidae. The record is from RefSeq and is a predicted model, not a curated record.